Messenger RNA from Peronospora farinosa, 498 nucleotides. Lineage: Eukaryota; Oomycota; Peronosporomycetes; Peronosporales; Peronosporaceae. The record is from the annotation of a GenBank genome assembly.
AUGGACGCUGCCACCGCCACCAACGCUCGCAUCAACAAGUUUGAUGGUUCGAACUUCCACACUUGGAAGUUCAAAAUGCAGAUGGUGCUGGAGGAGCGGGACCUUUGGGAAGUGACAAGCGGGGAGAUCAAGCUGGAACACCUUGCCACUACGCUGGAUCAGUCAACGUUCAAGCGCAAGUCAAGGAAGGCGCUCGCGAUAAUCUGUCUUGCGAUGGAGGACUCGCAGCUGCCCCUGGUUCGGUCGGCAAGUGGAGCGUACGAUGCAUGGUCGCGGCUGGAAGGCCACUUUGAGAAGAAGAGCUUAGCCAACAAACUCUUUCUUCGUCGCCGUUUCUUCACGGCCAAGAUGGAGGAAGGCGAUGAUGUGCUUUCGCACAUCAACAAGAUAAAGACACUGGCGGAACAACUCGACGCGGUGGGUGCUCCGGUCAGCGAAGACGACCUGGUGAUCACGCUUCUUAGGCGCCUAAGUGAGUCGUUUGCAUAUCUCAUUACU